GCUGAGUUUGUUCUUGUUUUCUCAAAAAUUCUCAUUCCCGCCCACUAUUUGUAUCUCCAGUUUCAACUUUGGAAAACCAGAUGAGAAGAAGCAUUGCUAGACUUAUGGGCAGGGACACUUGCGAGGCUGAUUACUCAUUGCUUACCAUUUCACCUUUGCUGUUCCUUAUAUUGUUGGGAGUGAUCAACUUUAGAAGUUGUUGAUUUAACCAUUUGGUGCUUCUAUAGGAACUGAACUUUUCAAGUUUGCUGUUGUUAAAGAUUUGAUAAUGACAUAAGAGCAAGCUGCCAUGAAAUCGAGCCGAUGUAUGAAGAGAAAGGUAGGUGAUGUUCAUGAAAAAUACAGUGACAAGGAGAAUGUAGCAUCAAAGAAAGCAACAUGUAGGAUUGGUCGACAGAAUCUGAAAGCAGCAGGGGACUGUAGAAAUUUUUCGGCUGGGGAAAAUGAUGUGACUUUGCCCUUACAAGCUGCUAAGGCAUCUUGUCAAAAGCUUCCAGGAAGGACAACGUGUUCCCCUGUAACAAAAGGAGGUGCUGCAGAAGGGAGUCAACAGCUUAAUUCUUGUAAGAAGAUUAAGCUACAGCUUUUUCCAAUAAAUAAAAGUACCCGACAGAGAUUGGAGAAGGAUUGCUGCAACCCAUUCCAGGAACUCACUUUAAGUGCUCAGAAGAAGAUAUCAUCAGUGAUUAAGCACCUUAAUACAAAGUGGAGUUCUACGAGUUUGGGGUUAGGGGAGCUCCUUCUAUUCCCCUAUGAUACUUAUACAGAAAACAUAACAUCGCAGAAAAGAUGGAGCUCUAAAGAUACCAAUGUUUCUGCAGGAGAAGUGUAUGCAGCAAUAGGAAGUCCUGCCAUUUUUCGCUUAAGGUAUGACUGGUUUUCUGAUCUUAAGCUCAAGACUUUUGAGGUACCUGAUAGCUCCCAGCCCUCUGGUAUGCAUUCACAAUCAAGGGGUAAUAAGAGAAUCUUUGCUGCUGCAAUGGACUCAGCAAAUGACAAAGUGGAGGGAGCUAAGUUGAAAAAUGAAGAGCUUAUUAAACCAAUCUGCAAUAAUGAGCGUGCAAAUGUAACUGAGAAUCAGAAUAUGGCUUUGAACAUACCGGUUGAUCACAUGGUUGAUGAAGUAAGAAAGCAGAAUGUCCUUUCAAAGAUAGAUCCGUGGAAUGAUAUUUUGACCAACCUAAGCAUUGGAGGAUUGUUUUCUGAGGCAUCUAUGCCAGGAAAGAUCAGCAACUCAGAAAAUAAAUUGGAUUUGCAGCCACCGCCGUUUAGUUCCUACUUUAGCACAGGAAACUUCCCUUCUGAAGCGUCUUCUCAGGGAAAGAUUAGUGAUUUCAAUUUAGCUUCAAAAGAAACAUCUGGGUUGAAGGAAACAUCAGAGUGUGGCCACCACAUUGAGUCAAAUUUUUUGUGGGAUUUUAAUUGCACUAACUUGAGCAUUGGAGGAUUUCUGUCUGAGGUGUCCUUGCUGGAGAAACUAAAAAAACAUGACCAAAGAAGUGAGGACAAACCAAGCUCGCAGGAUGCGUUUGUUGCUGCAUGCAUUAAUUCACAACCUGAAAUUUCCAAGUCAUCACCUCAUGAAUUGCACUCAUCUAUCUUGGAUGCUGAAGAGACAUGCCAUGCAUUUCCAGUGCGUAAAGCUUCAUCAGGAAAUGAAAACGCCACAACUUUGUGCGGAACAGCUGGUCCUGACAAUUCAAAAUCUUUCAGAAUUCCAUCAUCCUCUAAUGCUGCUGGGGAUCAAUCAUCUCAGCAACCAAAGACAACCCUCUUUCCUCGUUCACGGGGUGUUUUCAAUGAAGACAGCAGCCUUGGGCUAAAGGGCAACAUUAAAUGGGAAGACUCUUUGGGACCAUUUGAUCUUGGACAGCCCAUUUUGAGACCCGUUAGCGGUGGGGACAGUGUUAGCCUCAGCGAGUUCGUUAAAUAACAAACUGUAGAGUCUUGAAAUGAAUACCAUAAACAGAAGAAAAUUCUCCUCAGCUCGAGGAUCAAAUUCUUGAU
Messenger RNA from Solanum verrucosum, 2007 nucleotides. RefSeq lists its product as uncharacterized. The transcript is spliced from 9 exons. The coding region runs from base 290 to 1933 and encodes 547 amino acids. Gene Ontology annotation, molecular function: chromatin binding. Gene Ontology annotation, cellular component: nucleus. Lineage: Eukaryota; Viridiplantae; Streptophyta; Magnoliopsida; Solanales; Solanaceae. The record is from RefSeq and is a predicted model, not a curated record. Gene Ontology annotation, biological process: pattern specification process.